AUGACACCUCCACCCCUACCUGUUUUACCCUCGCCUCCUCCUCCUCCACCACCUAUUACUUCACCUCCUCCCCCUCCACCUGUCUCACCUCCACCUCCACCUCCACCUCCUCAACCUUUUACACCACCUCCUCCCCCUCCACUUGUGUCACCUUCACCUCCUCCUCCAUAUAUGUCACUUCCGCCACCGUCACCUCCACCUCCUCGACCUGUUACGCCGCCUCCUCCCCCUCCGUUUAUCUCACCACCGCCACCACCUUAUCGACCUGUUACGUCUCCUCCUCCCCCUCCAUCCAUCUCACCUCCACCACCUCCUCGACCUGUUACCCCACCUCCUCCCCCUCCGCGUGUCUCACCUCCUCCACCUCCUCUUACUCGACCUGUAACGCCACCUCCUCCACCUCCACAACCCACACGUUGUACAACUUUACGUAUUUGCACUAACUUAUUGUCUUCUUUUCCUGGUCUAAAGGGACUUUGUUGCACAUUUGUUAGUGCUCGCUCUCUUGAUGAAGCCGCUAGGUGCAUGUGCAGCAAUGGCAAGACUGCAUAUCCUCAUAUGACCCCUUCUGCUUUAACGAGUCGUAUGAGACACGUAAUGGGGCAAUGUGGCCAUAAUGCAAACAACUUUAGUUGCAAUUAAGGACAUAAUAUGCAUGACCAUUCAAUAUCGUAUGUUUUAUUUCAUAUCUUAGGUUUGUGUUUGUGUGUUUAAAAAAGUGAAGGAUGUCACCGUAAAAGCCCGCUUCAUAUAUAUUUUAUUACAUAUCAAUAAACAUCCAUACACAAUAACUAAUAAGUAUGCUAUACAAUUUUCUUCUUGUUGUGUAUGGGAUUUCCGUCUUCCUACUUGAAAUCUUGUUUGUCAUCUUAUUGGUGAAAGUUGUUCAGUAAAAUUCUUUGUUCAAGAA
Molecule: messenger RNA, 910 nt
Organism: Vigna unguiculata (cowpea)
Lineage: Eukaryota; Viridiplantae; Streptophyta; Magnoliopsida; Fabales; Fabaceae
Source: RefSeq, a predicted model, not a curated record